Nestor notabilis (Kea) is the source of this 1029-nucleotide messenger RNA. RefSeq names its product chromosome unknown open reading frame, human C9orf91 (gene TMEM268). The transcript is spliced from 8 exons. The record is from RefSeq and is a predicted model, not a curated record. Lineage: Eukaryota; Metazoa; Chordata; Aves; Psittaciformes; Psittacidae. The coding region runs from base 1 to 1029 and encodes 342 amino acids.
AUGGCCCAUAAAAGCCAAACUGGUGGAACUGAGAACAGUUCACUUUCCUCCAUCCUCUACUGUAAGAGUGAUUUAAAGGAAGGAUCCCUGCAGGGUGUGAAAGAACCCCUCAACGGGCAGGUGCUCAUGGUGCUCAGCAUGGACAACAACUGCUCAACCACCUCCUUUGAUACGGACCUUUAUGCAGAGAAACUCCAGGCCCUUGGGGUUCAGGUGGCAGCGGAUCAGUGGAGAAGGUUGAUCCAGGAUGCUGUUCUGAAGCCUGAAGUGAGACGGUACAUGUUCUACAACUCCAGGGCAUUCCAGAUAGCCAUUGCUGUGGUUUUCUAUAUGUCUCUCUGGACAAACAUUUACUCCACAGUCCAGCUGUGUUCCUUCGGACGCCACUGGGCGGCCAGUGUGCUGGUGACCCUGGCUGCUGUAGCAGUCACUGUCAUUGUGAUACUCAUUAUUGACCAUCGCCAAAGGAAGAUAAAUAUGAAUACAGAUAUGAGGCUGGCAGCUGUCAAUGAAAUCUUUAUCAGACACAGUUUAAUUCUGGGGAUUACAGAUGUCCUGGAUGGGCCACACAACAUCCUGCAACUGUGGUUUGUGCACUUCAGCCCAGAGCGCUGCCUUCAGUCCUUAUCAGCCCACAUCAUGGACCUGCAGAGGACACGGGAGCUGGCUUUGCGGCACAGCCUGGAUGAGCUCUGUGUGGUUAUGGAGGUGGUGGUUUCCCCUGACAUGGGCACGGAGGCGGAGGCUUCACAAGAGGAGUCCCCUCUGUUAUCCAGUGGGGUGAACCUAAGUAAAGAGCCUGUGACAUGCAACGAGCUGCUCCACCUCGUUUCUGAGGGCCCACCAGAGGUGAUGGCCCAGCAGCUCCUGGUGAUCUUCAGUGGAUGCUAUGUCCGACUCCUGGUGACCGGCCGGCUGCCCCGACCCGUAGCAGAGGGUCACCUGGAGCAGAGCAGCAUGCCCUGUCUCUGCCAGUUCAUCCAGAGCUCUGUGCUCAACACAUACCAGAGCUGGUUCAUGGCACAGUGA